This is a messenger RNA of Diabrotica virgifera virgifera (western corn rootworm), 1931 nucleotides long. RefSeq names its product O-acyltransferase like protein-like. Bases 30 to 1913 code for a protein of 627 amino acids. The record is from RefSeq and is a predicted model, not a curated record. Lineage: Eukaryota; Metazoa; Arthropoda; Insecta; Coleoptera; Chrysomelidae. Gene Ontology annotation, molecular function: acyltransferase activity, transferring groups other than amino-acyl groups. The transcript has 12 exons.
CUAACUUGUGAAAUCAGUUCUGCAGCAAAAUGAUCGCUGCAAAUAUUCUACUUGUUUUAAAUUUUUUAACCGCAUUUGGAAAAGCAAAAGACAAUCUGUAUAAAGAGCUGCCAUCAAUAUUUCACAUUGACGAUUAUGAGAAAUGUAAAAUGGAGUCAAAAUUGUUCUGCAAAGUAUCUGUUACUCUUAAACCAUUGGAUAAUAAUAUAUCAUCGAAGCACUGGAAGAUGAUAGAGCAUUCUAUAGAAAACAAAUAUGCAUAUAAUCAUGAUGAGCUCUUUCAUGCGAUAUGUGUUAAUGAUUUUUGUCCUGAAGCCCAGAAAACUUUAACUAUGGGAAUAGAAAAAACGAUAUCUGAGUGUUAUCAAAGAAAGUUUUCCAAUUCUGGACUGGUUCCUAAUAUUGCCAACUUGAAAUGUGAUAAUGUUGAUACAAUUUAUGAACCUACAAUAGUGGACUACGUUUGGAUAUUGUUUAUAGUAUGUCACACAUCUUAUGUGCUUAUUGCCACGUACUGGGAUCAUCAGCAGAAAAAAUCUUCGAUUAUUUCACAAGAGUUUGGUGAAAAAUAUUUCCUCCCAUUUUCAAUUAUCAAAAACUACCAAAAAUUCAGAGCAGUUAAGGACAACGAAGAUUUCCAAAAAUUAAAAUGUAUCCAAGGCAUCAGGUUUUACAAUAUGUUGCUAAUAAUAUUUUGCCACACGUUUUCCAGUUUUAUUGGAGGAUACGUAAUGAAUACUGAGUAUAUUGAAAAUAUAUCAAAUAAUCCAUUCAGACAUGGUUUGAGAAAUUUAAUGGUAUUUUUAGUGCAAACAUUUUUUCUUUUCUCGUCAUUCUUAAUGUCCUACCAUUUUUUCCAAGUAAUGGAGAACAAAGAAAACGAACAACAUAAAUUAAAGGUAGUUUUGCUGACCUUUUUUAACAGAUAUUUGAGAAUAUUACCACCAGUGUUAAUAAUGGUUGGUUGGGGGAGCACAGUGUGGGUUGUCAAUUUAUUUUAUGGUCCCGUCAAAGACCAAUACGCAGACCCAGAACAUUUACGAUGUCAAAAAAAUUGGUGGGCAUCUUUGUUAUUUAUUCAUAAUCACUAUAACCAAGAGGAUAUGUGUUACUUUACAACGUGGUACCUGGCAGCUGAUACUCAACUAUACCUUUUAUCUCUAAUCAUACUAACAAUAAUUUGGAUUAAUAGAAAUACUGCUAAGCAUUUGCUAUCCGCAUUUGUGGCAUUGGGAGUGCUAAUUCCUACAGUUAUAUGUUACAUAUAUGAUUUGGAUAUGAUUUUUAGAAUCACACCAGAAAACUCCAAAAUAAACAAAUUUAGAUCAGUGAAUUUCCAUGUGGUUUAUUCUUCCACAUAUUCCAAUAUGGCUACAUACAUGAUAGGACUAUGUUUUGGAUAUUUCUAUUUUACAUUACGAAAUGUUCGAAUUUCAUUUACAAGAGUGCAAAGACUGUUAUGGUUCUCAGCAUUUCUGGGUUUACCUCUAUUGGUUGUUACGAUUUCGUCCAAUGACUAUCCGAGACUACUAAGUGCAAUCUUUAGCGGGACUGUGAAACCUGUUUAUGCUAUCGGAAUAGGAUUUGGUGUGUUUGGAAUGUCAAGAGGGGAAGGAGGUGCAAUUAGAAGCAUAUGUGAAUGGAAACCAGCGGUUAUUUUGGGAAGUUUGACGUACAGCACUUACAUUUUCCAUUAUGUCAUAGUGUUCUCUCGAACAGCAGCAGCUACUCAGCCAUUCUACAUGUCAGACUACAUAGUUAUAAAAUCAUUUAUAAGAGAUGCAACUCUUUCGUUUCUUUGUGGUUUGGUAGCAUAUAUUUUUGUGGAAUUGCCUGCUACAAAUAUGCAAAACAUGUGUAUACCUCAAGUAAGAUGGAAGAGACUACCAGUUAAAUCACGCAAAACUAAUUAAAUAUGCAGUAUACUAUAA